AUGGAUAAGGGACUGGGUGGCAAGAUAGAAGCUAUUAAUAGAUCACAGAAAGAGAUGAGAGUGGAUAUACAAGCUGUUAGCAAAGAAAUGGGUGAAGAAAUUAAAAGGCUGGGUGAAACGUUUGAACAGCGUCUGAAGGGAUGUAAACAGGAAUUGGAAGAGGGAUUGGAAAAGAAAAUUUUGGAUUAUAAGUCAGUUAAUCACAAAGAUUUUGAGAAAGUUAAAGAUGAUGUUAAAGAGACUUUUAAAGAGACGGAGUUUGAGUUAAAUAAGAAGCAGCAGAAAUUUGAAAACAUUGUAAAGGAAAGUGUAGAAGGCUUGGAUAAAAACAUUAAAGCCCAAGCUACCGAAUGUAUGGAAGGGAAGGAGGAAAUUAAUGAUUACUGCAAAGGAAUUUUCCAUGAAUAUAGGCAAAAGACUAAGACAGAAGUGAAAGAUAUUAAAGAGACCACUUCUAAGAUUGAGACUAGAGUAGGGAGUUUUGAAAAGACGGUACAGGAUAAGCGGUUUACUCUAUCACCAAUAGUAGUACAGAUAAAGGAUGGAAGUAGUUUCAACAAUAUAAAUUUUGAUCCUAAUGGAGACGGAGAAGGUUUACAUUGGGGAGCUGAUGCACCAGAAAAAUAUGAAACAUUUGAUGAUUUUGUGUCAGCGUUUUUGAAAGAGUACUGGUCGAAAGAAAAACAUAGUGAUGUCAUAGAAGCUUUUAAGAAGGCUCCAUGGUAUGAUAGGAGGACUAGGGAGAAUAUGAGAGAAUAUUGUGAGAAGUGGAUCGUUAAAUCAAAUAGUCAGUCCACGCCACGUGAUGAUGAUGAUGAUGAUGAUGAUGAUGAUGAUGGUGAUGAUGAUGCCGACGUGGUGUUGUGGAUGGGCUGCAGGCCCUUCGAGCGUCGUGCCGCAGUCAGCGCCCCCUGA
Molecule: messenger RNA, 915 nt
Organism: Schistocerca cancellata (South American locust)
Lineage: Eukaryota; Metazoa; Arthropoda; Insecta; Orthoptera; Acrididae
Exons: 3
Coding region: 1-915 (304 amino acids)
Source: RefSeq, a predicted model, not a curated record